CGUCUGCGGCUCACAGCACAGACACGCCAUUCCACGUCGAGCUCUCGUUAGACGCACGCGUACUGCUCGCUUUCCGCAAUCAAAACAGAGAAGACUUGGACAGAAAAUAAGGAAAAAUAUGGACGACGACGGACUGCCCCUUUAUCCUCAGGUUUACCCCAACGCCAAAAUGGAGCGUAAGGAACCAGUCCCUCAGAUGGCACCGGCUGCAGUCCCACCAAUGCAGACUGGCCAGUUGCUAGGCCCAGAGAACACUGUCACAGUGUGUCAGUUCUGCAAAGCAUCCAUCAAGACUGCUGUCAAGUUCACCACGACGUCGCGCACACACAUCGCCGCUGCACUUUGGGGCCUGUUAUGUUGCCUCUGCUGCGUGCCAUAUGGAGCAGAGUCCGCGAAGAAUUCGGACCACUACUGCCCCAACUGCCAGCGUUACCUCGGAACCUACGUCAAGUAGAAACAGGGUUUCUUAAUACUUGAGCACUGUCUUCAUCUCAAGUGCAAAGAUAAUCAACUGGAUCGUUUAUGCGCAAAAUUAUGAUUAAUUUGAUUGACGUAAACGAUUAUUGCAUUAUCUUGAACAAAACGAAAAUAUAAUCGUGGUUAAUCAGAGUUUAAAUAUAAGUUUAAUUACAAAAAGCAUUUAUUCAUUGCAAAUAAACAUUUUGUGGUGCCUUUUUUAUUUUAGUGUUACAAAUAUUAUGAUUUUUUUAUAUCUUUGAAACUAUGAACAUUAUAAGAAAAACACAAUUAUAAAGUUUUGAAGCCAUUUUUAUAAGACUUAUUUUGUACUGCGUUUUAACAUCAAAAUGUAAAAGAUUGUGAUAAUUAAAUAAACAUACUUAUUUUAAAA
Messenger RNA from Ostrinia nubilalis (European corn borer), 850 nucleotides. RefSeq names its product lipopolysaccharide-induced tumor necrosis factor-alpha factor homolog. The record is from RefSeq and is a predicted model, not a curated record. NCBI's taxonomy places the organism in Eukaryota, Metazoa, Arthropoda, Insecta, Lepidoptera, Crambidae. The coding region runs from base 119 to 454 and encodes 111 amino acids. The transcript is spliced from 5 exons. Gene Ontology annotation, molecular function: zinc ion binding.